AUGUCAUACGACAGGAUGCAGUUAAACUACUUGAAAGGUGCGCGACUGUCAGAAACUAGCACUGUCAAAAUGCUCUCUGUAUUGAAGGCGCUAGCACAAUGUCAUGUCGUCCUGGGACUGAUCAUGCUGAUUUUGUCAACGUUAGCUGACUAUGUAAGCAGUCGCAUUAACACAAUCCGAAUGUAUGGACUGGAAGAAUGCUGCUCAUUUUACUUCAUUGUCACCGGGUGAGU
Messenger RNA from Cylicostephanus goldi, 233 nucleotides. The record is from the annotation of a GenBank genome assembly. NCBI's taxonomy places the organism in Eukaryota, Metazoa, Nematoda, Chromadorea, Rhabditida, Strongylidae.